This is a messenger RNA of Arachis stenosperma, 1054 nucleotides long. Its product is annotated as DNA replication complex GINS protein SLD5. NCBI's taxonomy places the organism in Eukaryota, Viridiplantae, Streptophyta, Magnoliopsida, Fabales, Fabaceae. The record is from RefSeq and is a predicted model, not a curated record. Bases 114 to 794 code for a protein of 226 amino acids. Gene Ontology annotation, cellular component: GINS complex. The transcript has 6 exons. Gene Ontology annotation, biological process: DNA-templated DNA replication; double-strand break repair via break-induced replication.
UGGAGUGGUAGCGCCAACAAAAGUUUCAAUUUUCAAACUCAUCACUCAACAACAUACCCAAAAAUCACUACAUCAUUGCUCUUGCUGGUGCCGUGAGAGUGCUAUUUGAUGAAAUGGCUUCUUCAAGCAUGGAAGGAUCAAUGCCCACCAUGGACGAAUAUGAGGCUCUCUUGUCAACCACCGACGUCGAACUUCUCAAGAGAGCAUGGCGUAGCGAGAAGGCUGCUCCCGAGAUUCUCCGCUACGAUUUCGAUCUCGUUGGCCGCGUCACCGAACAGCUUCAAUUGAUGGAAGAAACUGUGGAUGAGAAAUCUACCAGUGGUGCUGACCCGCUUUCGUUGUCUUUAUAUCAGAUGGACUUGGAUAGGACCCUCUUUCUCUUGAGAUCAUAUCUUCGGAUCCGCAUACAGAAGAUUGAAAAAUACAUGUUCCACAUUCGAAAAAGUGACGAGCUAUGGAAUAGGUUAUCUAAAGGGGAGAAAGAUUUCGCUUCAAGGUGCAUAGAUGACCUAAAACAUCAUCUUGAGGAGAGUGUGCUUUCAAAAUUGCCUGAAAAUUAUCAAUCCGUUGAGAAGCAAUCUGUAAUAAGUGAAGAGGAUGACAUGGUCCCAGAACCACGCCUAGACACAUUCGUCUUAUGCAGAAGCAAAGAGUAUCUCUCUGGCAUUCAACUUGAAGAUGGACCUGUUGAUGACAGGUCGAAGCUCUUUGAGAUGGAGCCGGGUGUCCUUUACUUCAUAUGUUACAAAUCAAUAAAGCCACUUGUGGAGAGUGGGAAAAUUGAUCUUCUCUGAUAUGAAAACUUCGGAUAUUGAUGUUCAUGAAAUUCCCCAUUGUUGAUCAAUUGUCUCCUACCAAGACUUGAAUUUAUGGAGCUGAUUCUAUGACACCUUGAGGAAGAGAAGAAAAUCCGGACUUUAAUUGUACAUUGUACCUGGUUGAAUUCAACAAGGCUCCUGAAGGAAGCUUGAAGUUUGACUGUGUGCUACAUGAACAUUUAUAGCAACUUAUUUUCAUUUAUAAUAUUUGAAAGUUAUAUUAAAAAAAAAUUAAG